UUUAGCUAUUCAGAUAUUACGAGCUGAUCCUCGUAUUGUUGUCCUUGGACUAUGCAUAGCUUCUUUUGAAGCAUCAUUAUUUUUAUUUAUUAUGAACUGGACACCAGUUCUCGAAAGAACUAGAAGUUCAACUGAUCAAAAUCCAUUACCAUUAGGUUUUAUUUUUGCUGGUUAUAUGGUAGUAACGAUGAUUGGUUCAUUUGUUUUCUAUUCUCUUGCUAAAUGGAUUCGAGUUCAAUCAUACAUGAUAGUAGUUUUUCUACUAGCUGCAAUCGGAAUGACAAUACCAAUUAUAUUUCCAGAGUCAUUAAUAUCAGUUUUAAUUGGUUUUAUUCUAUUUGAAUUUUGUGUUGGUAUUUAUACUCCAUCAAUAACUGUAUUCAGUAAUACAUAUAUUCCAAAUGAAACUCGAUCAACAAUACUCUGUUACGUACGUGUACCUCAAAUGAUUAUACUACUGAUUGUUUUAUUAACUCAUUUUUCAAUAACUAUGACAUUGGUACUUUGUGUAUUACUUAAUCUAGUGGCUAUGUUAUGUGUGAUUAUAUUGCGACGGUUGAAGUUACCGGAAGAAGAAGUAUAUGUAGACGAAACAGAAAUACUUUUAGAGAAAUCGUCAUCACCUGUAAAUGGAUCAUUUUCUUCGGCAUCACUAACUCUUCAACAUUCAGCAAAAUCUAAAGACGAAAAUUGA
Adineta steineri is the source of this 694-nucleotide messenger RNA. The record is from the annotation of a GenBank genome assembly. Lineage: Eukaryota; Metazoa; Rotifera; Eurotatoria; Adinetida; Adinetidae.